Messenger RNA from Styela clava, 2563 nucleotides. Its product is annotated as alpha-(1,6)-fucosyltransferase-like. The record is from RefSeq and is a predicted model, not a curated record. Lineage: Eukaryota; Metazoa; Chordata; Ascidiacea; Stolidobranchia; Styelidae. Gene Ontology annotation, biological process: protein N-linked glycosylation. Gene Ontology annotation, molecular function: alpha-(1->6)-fucosyltransferase activity; protein binding.
GUGUCUAUUUAUUCAAUUGGUCCGAUAUAGAGGAAUGUCAAAAACUGUCUGUUUCUUUGCCACUUUGUGCUUGAGUCUGUUGCAGAUUUAUGUAUAUUUUCAAGUAUUUGGCAAUCCCUUUGAAGCGCCGACUGUUAUAGUGGAUAACGGUACGCUAGGAUCAAAACCUGAAAAUUGGAAUCCUAAUGAUGAAAAUAGCAAUGCAACCAUCAAACAUAUUGAAGUCAAGCAUAGCUAUUCUCUCACGGAUGUGCACAGCGGAAGUGUUAGAUACGAAAAUUUAAAUUUCUUGUCAGAAGAUUUUGAAGAAUUCUGGUUCUACGUAAAGUCACUUUUUGAAGAAACCAAAAGAUCACGAACAGAGAAAAACUCCCUCCAAGAAGGAUACGAAAUCCUGCAAAAUCAAAUUACGAAUAUGAUAAACAUCUCAAAAGGCAAUAGCAAUGAAGACAAAGAAAAUGGAAUCACAGCAUGGACUUACAAAUCAUUAUGGAAUUUAAAUUUGGAUUUGAAAAAUUACUGGCUACAAAUAAUAUCGAUUGUUCGGCGUAUGAAGAUAAGAAAAGACGCAGAAAGAUAUAUCAACGAAGGUUACAUGUCGUUAAAGCAAGAAGUUGACAAACUGAUGAACAUAUCAAGAAAACAAAGAGAUUUCAAAAUAAAACUUUUAAAAAGAUUUAUCAGACAAAAGAUAAAGAAACUUCAAAACCCUGAAGACUGUGCAAAAGCUAAAAUACUGAUUUGCAAUGUCACCAAUGUAUGUGGAUUCGGGUGCGAAACUCAUUCACUUACAAAUUGUUUGAUGCAAGCAUUCAGAUACGAAAGAACAUUGGUGUAUAAUUCAAAAGGUUGGAAGUAUGCAGAUGACGGGUGGGAAUACGCAUUCCAACCAUUGGGUAAAUGCAAUAUGAGCAAUGCAGUUACCGCAAUUGACCAAAUUGGAGAAUCGGAACAUAAACGGGUAAUCAAGAAGAGAGCGAUGCAUGCUCCAAACUGGUUGUUAUGGUCGGUUCCUGCUGAACUUUCUCAGAUUGUUUUGCCAGACCAUGGUCAACCUUUUGUUUGGUGGAUUUCACAAUUCAUCGCAUACGUUACCAGAUAUCAGCCUUGGCUUGCAAACAACAUUGAUGAAAUAUCCAACAAAAUAUUUUUCAAAAGUCCUAUUGCGGGGAUACAUGUCCGUCGUGGUGAUAAAGUGAAGAAAGAAGCAGUCCGACACGAAGUGGAGGAAUAUAUGUUUUUCGUGCAAAUAUGGUUUGAACAGUUACUACUGAAGAACAAAACUAUUGUUCCAACUGUGUAUUUAGCGACGGAAGAUGCAAGGGUGCUUCCCGAGCUUCGCAAUAAAUACCCUACAUAUAAGUUUAUUACUCAGAAAGUUUUGAAUGUAACAAGAAAACGAACGGACAGAUACGUCGAGGGUGGAUUGGAAGGAAUCAUAACGGAUAUACAUUUUCUAGCGAAGUGUGACUAUCUUGUCUGUACUCUGUCUUCUAGUGUAUGCCGAACAGCUUAUGAUAUAAUGACGUACAGAAACAUUGAUGCUUCCACCCAAUUUCAAUCAGUCGACACAUUGUACAGAUUUAAGAGAAAUUUCUUCGCUCCAUGGCGAGCUAUUCAUAGCCACACUCCAUAUAAUGAUGGCGAAAUGGAACUGCUAAAGGAGGAUGAAAUAAAAGUUUCCUUCGACCCACACCUUCCUUCGAACGAUGGAUUUUUAAGAGGAAUUAACAAAAGAACAGGAAAACAAGGAAAAUUUCCAGCUUAUAAAGCACGUGAACUUCUGACUCGAGUAAAUUAUCCAGUUUUCCAUGACGCCAAUGAUACUUCAUAUAAUCAUGGAGUGAUUGAAAACAUCGCAAUUGGUGUUCGGAGCAAACGUAAAAAGUUGAAUGAAAUUAAGUGAAUCUUUCAACUACUUAUAUAUUUGUAUGACUACGAAUGCUAAGAAGAUGUUUGUUUACAUUAACCUAUCACAUGUUUGGCGGAUCUGUCUGUCUAAGUUGAAAUUUUCUCUGACUAUGAUGUAAAGUAUUGAUUGGUGAUUGUUUUUAUAUAAAUUAUUAUGAUAUGGUACUCUAACACAGUUUCAUAUAUCAUAAUCUCAUUGCAAAUGAUUGUCUUUGGUCUCUUUAUUGAGUUGCCCUCAAUUACCGCCUUAAUGACCAUGAAGUGGAUCUAUCGUUAUACUAAAUUCUUUUUGUCGUUGUAUUUAUUGUUGCUCUUAGGAAAAAAAGUUUUUUAUUCUCAAGAAGUAACAGAGUAUUGCAUUUCAAAUUUUCCAUACACUUAAACAUGACUGAAGCCUCUUGUGGGAUAUUAGUUAUAUUUUUUUCAAAUUUUCUCGGAGUACAAUAUUACCCGAUAUUUCGCCGGAAAUUUUGCUUUUUUAUUUUAAUUUAUGAAAACACUUUUUUAUGAAAUAUAGGAACACUUUAUUACGUCAUGUUUAUCUCUCUCUGUCACACUUUUCGCCGAUCUUUGUAGAAACUUGAUGGUCACAAAACACUAUAAUGAAAGAAAGCAUUGGUGUAGUUACAAUAAUAAAUAUCUGUAAAAGUUA